CAAAGAGAAUUAAUUCAUCUUCAUAACAGCCUCCUCCCCCGGAGGCUUAUUUUGUUUUACCAAUCAUAGCUGGAUAUAUAGUUUGUAAGACCCAGAAUUUGAAGGGGAGGGGCCAUGGCCAUUGCAGGAAUGUCGAGCCACGCCAUUCUUAUCUUGUGCUUAGCUGCACUGGCCUGUCAGGCCUCCGCAACCGCAGUUACCCAGGUUGUGCCCGAUAUUUUCCGUGGCACUAAUUUGGGUGUCCAUGACAAAGUGGAUCCUACAGAGAAAAUCUUUAACGUGUUGGAUCAUGGCGCCAAGCCUGAUGGGUCUGGCGAUUCAAGCAUUGCUUUCAUACAAACAUGGAUUGCAGCAUGCCGCAACCACACCGGGAGAUCAAGGGUUGUAAUCCCAAAAGGGACUUUCAAAACUGGGCCAGUCAUAUUUCAAGGGCCAUGCAGCUGCUCAAAACCCAUUGUUGUUCAAGUUUCAGGGACCAUCAAAGGCCUGAAUGAUAUUUCCUUGUAUGAAGAACCAUUCUGGUUCUUGUUUGAACGUGUAGAGGGCUUGGUCCUCACAGGCAAUGGCGUCUUUGAUGGGCAAGGUUCAAGUUCCUGGAAAAACAUUGAUGGCUGCAGCAGUUGCAGUCCACUCCCAGCUAGCAUCAAAUUUAACGGUGUCAAAAACGGGGUCAUCCGAGGCAUCACCUCCCUUAACAGCAAAGGAGUUCACGUUUUCCUCACUAACAGCCAGAACAUUAGGGUGCGAGGAGUGAACAUCUCUGCCCCUGACACAAGCCCCAACACUGACGGCAUCCACAUCAGCAACUCCAACAACAUAAAGAUCGCCAGAGUUCACAUUGGAACUGGUGAUGAUUGCAUUGGCAUGAUUCAGGGAUCCACCAACGUUGCCAUCAACAAUGUUGUCUGUGGCCCUGGACAUGGCAUCAGUAUCGGUAGCCUUGGCAAGUACCAGAAUGAAAAUGACGUGACGGGGAUCAUCGUGAAGAAGACGACGUUUUUGAACACAGACAAUGGGAUUAGAAUCAAAUCAUGGCCAGGAUCGACCCCAAGCCGAGCCUCAGGCAUGAUUUUCCAGGACCUUAUCAUGCAGAAUGUUAAGAAACCCAUCAUAAUUGACCAAGAGUAUUGCGCAGGGGGCUGCAACAAGAACCAGCCAUCACGCGUACAGAUCAGCAAUGUUCACUACAUAAACAUCAAAGGGACCACAGCAUCAAAGAUUGCAGUGGAUUUCAUUUGCAGCAGCCAGUUCCCUUGCAAAAAUGUUGAGCUUCGGGACAUCAAUUUGAACUACAUUGGUCCCAGCAAUGGCGGGCCUAUCACCUCCAUAUGCAAAAAUGCAGAAGUAGGAUUUGGUGGCAUACAAAACCCACCAGCCUGCCAUUAAGCGCCUGCUCUAGUUGAAGACAAGCACCCUUGUCCUGCUUGGCUACAUAUACGUAUGUAUAUAUACACGAAGAGGAUGAGGAGAGCAUCUUGGGUUUAAGAAGAAGAUUUAAUAUUGGGGGUGUCUCUGGGGUUGAUGCAUAUGUAUUCAUCUCUCAAAUGGGGAAGGUUUAUUAUUUUGCAGCAUCAGUCUCGGUGUGCUUCUGAUUACCAGAGGGGCGGUGUGCUUCUGAUUACCAGAGGGGCCAUGGCCCCCCCAAAAUUUAUAAAUAAUAUAAAUUAUUCUUUCGGUAUA
Prunus dulcis (almond) is the source of this 1680-nucleotide messenger RNA. Its product is annotated as exopolygalacturonase-like. The coding region runs from base 115 to 1386 and encodes 423 amino acids. Gene Ontology annotation, molecular function: polygalacturonase activity. Gene Ontology annotation, biological process: carbohydrate metabolic process. The record is from RefSeq and is a predicted model, not a curated record. NCBI's taxonomy places the organism in Eukaryota, Viridiplantae, Streptophyta, Magnoliopsida, Rosales, Rosaceae. The transcript has 5 exons.